GGAAGUGGGAAUUUCCUAGUUCCCAGUCGGAUUUUUCAACUGGAACGCCCCUCGAAGUGGGAUUUCCCACUGGGAAAGUGGGAGAGUCUUCACCACCCCCGAGUUCACAUUCCAAGAUGGCUGCCCCGGUUGUAAACAGUAGAAGAGAGCUCUGUAAUAAUUCGUAGCACUUCUUUCUAGUUUUGGUCACACUAAAUCAGUCGUAUACAAGUAUUGUUCAGCAUAUAUAUGCUGCUAUAGUGUACUUCACAUUUUUCAUGUGGUAUAUGCGAACUACAAACUUGUUUUCCGACUUUGUAACUGGAACGCUGAUAACUCGUCUGUGACGUCAUUCCCAGAUCCGAGUUCCGACUUCCGAGGUAAAUGGAACGCAGCAUUAAACUACACAAAUCAGGUGUGGGUAGCCCAAUCCUGCAGUUCACGGCGUAUGCGCAGCUCUACGUGGAAGGAGAAUAGCCAUUUCGUACGCAUUUUUCGAUGAGAAACCGUCCCAAGGGGAAAAAGAAGGAUCGGUUCUCGGGAAAUGCUGCCGUCUCUCGCUGCCCUCCUCGUCGGGAUUCGGGAGGUGCCCGCCUGAUGGCACACACAAGCCGCCGACUGCGCCGGGAAAACCCGAACAACUCGUCUUUGGUCGUCUAAACACGGGAGACUGCCGUCUCUUUGUGGAUAGAAACGAUCAUGCCGAGCUCAGGCGAAAGGACAUGGAAAAAGGGAUCCACGUUUAGUGUAAAAAAGCCACAGCCGACGACGACGUGUUGCAAUUAAGCAGGAGGUUUCAAAAAACUGGUGGUGUAAUUAAAUUCUCUGUGGUAUGUAUAAAGGUCUGCAUGACACCCAGCAGAUAACCAGAGGAGGGCUGUUUCUGCAGGCUUGUAAUGUGUCGGACUCCAUUCAUCUUUCGGUUGUAAUGACAUCUUCGCGGUUAUUUUAAUACUAUUUGGCACGAGAAGAGUGUUGCUGGAAGGAAGCGGGGCUGAUAUGGGAGAGAGAGCGGAACCGACGAGACAUCGUCAAAAUACAGGGCAGUGAUGCCUGGAAUGGUGAUGUUUCGGCGGCGCUGGUCAGUUGGCAGUGAUGACCUGGUGCUGCCUGCCCUCUUCCUUUUUUUAUUACACUGCAUCUGGUUGGUGGUUCUGUCCGUGGUUCUGUUUGGCCUUCCGUACGGCUCUGACCAGUCAUGUUCUGUAACACUGGUGGACCAUGGCCGAGGGUACAUGGGGAUCCUGGUCAGCUGCCUCAUAUGUGAAAGUGCUAUCAUGUGGUUAAGCAUGAGGGGCAGUAUUUUGUACACACAGCCCAGGGAAGCUGUGCAGUAUGUCAUCUAUAUACGGCUUGCUAUUCUUUUAGUUGAGCUGGUAUAUGCUGUAGUUGGAAUUGCCUGGCUUGUCCAGUAUUACCAACCAUGCCCUGAUGUCACAGCCAAAAACCUGGCUUUGGGAAUUGUUGCAUGCAACUGGUUGGUGAUAUUAAGCGUUUGCAUUACCCUCAUGUGCACAUUUGACCCUACGGGUCGGACAUUUGUCAAAUUGAAAGCAACCCGUCGGCGUCAACGCAACCUUACUACAUACACUCUCAGACACAGACUAGAAGAGGGCCAAGCCAGCAGCUGGAGCAGGAGGCUCAAGUUCUUCAUGUGCUGCACAAGAGCCCAGGAUACACAAUCAGUCCAGGAUGCGUAUUCAGAAGUGGCCAGUCUUUUUGCAGAAUUCUUCAGAGACCUGGACAUUGUGCCUAGUGACAUCAUUGCUGGCUUGGUACUUCUCCGCCAAAGGCAGAGGUCUAAAAGAUCUGCCAUCCUGGACCAGGCCAACAAUGAUAUUUUAGCUUUCCUGUCAGGAAUACCUGUCACUCGUAAUACUCGAUACCUUGACCUCAAGAACUCGUCUGAGAUGAACAUGUACAAAGAUGUGUGUUAUUACAUGCUCUUUGCUCUGGCUGCAUACGGUUGGCCCAUGUAUCUGAUGAGGAAGCCUGCCUGUGGACUGUGUCGCCUCGCCAGCUCCUGCCCCUGCACAUCAGUGUCUGGCUCUCGAUUGUCUCAGUCUGUGACAGUGGAGGAGGAUAACUGUUGUGGCUGCAACGUCCUUGCUAUACGCAGACACUUCCUUGAUCGUGAUCUCAAGCAGGUUCAAAUUGUCUACACUUCCUGUCAUGACGCUGUUUAUGAGACUCCAUUCUUUGUGGCAGUGGAUCAUGCAAAGAAGAAAGUUGUCAUUAGUAUCCGAGGAACCCUUUCACCAAAGGAUGCCUUGACUGAUCUGACCGGGGACUCUGAACGUUUGCCUGUAGAAGAGCAGCAUGGGACCUGGCUCGGCCACAAGGGAAUGGUUUACUCAGCUGAAUACAUUAAGAAGAAACUGGAGCAGGAAAUGAUCUUGUCACAAGCUUUUGGAAGAGACUUGAGUAAAGGCACCAUGCAUUACGGACUGGUGAUAGUCGGGCAUUCACUUGGAGCGGGCACAGCUGCUAUUCUGUCCUUCCUGCUUAGACCUAGGUACCCAACACUUCACUGCUACUCUUACUCUCCACCUGGUGGCCUUCUUAGUGAGGAUGCCAUGGAGUACUCCAAGGAGUUUGUCACAUCUGUGGUAUUAGGAAAAGACCUGGUACCAAGGCUUGGCCUGUCACAACUUGAGGGAUUCCGACGACAUCUUCUGGAAGUCUUACAGAAAAGUAACAAGCCAAAGUGGAGGAUAAUCGCGGGAGGCACCAAAUGCAUCCCCAAAUCAGAGCUUCCAGUAGAGGAUGAUGAUCCUCAGUCACAGCCGGCAGCACCGCCCAGCAGUCGCUUGUGGCUACACCCCAGUGACCUCAGUAUUGCCCUGUCAGCCUCCACCCCCCUCUACCCUCCUGGCAGGAUCAUCCACGUGGUGCACAACCAUCCACCUGAGACAUGCUGUAGCCAGGAAGAGCCGACCUACUCGGCGCUGUGGGGAGACAACAAGGCCUUCAACGAGGUCAUCAUAUCUCCGGCCAUGCUGAACGAGCACAUGCCACACAUGGUGAUGGAGGGCCUAAACAAGGUCCUGGAGAACUACAAUAAAGGGAAAACUGCUCUGCUCUCUGCAGCAAAGAUCAUGGUGAGCCCAACAGAAGUGGACUUAAACCCAGAGACCAUGUUUGUGGAUACGUCAACAGCCUCUCGGCAGCCGUCGCCUGCACCCCACCACCGCAGGAACAGUAGUGUUCGACAAAAACCAUUGUUACGCUCAUGUGCACAGUCUGAAAUAUCCCUUGAUGGUUUCUCGGAGUGCCCUCCUCCGCCUGUGCCAGUAGUAUUGCGCGGAGCACGAGAGCGCCUGGCAGUGGAGCUGAGGGACCGCAAAGCACCACUGGCUGUUAUGGAGAGCCUCUCUGACGCAGAGUCUCUCUAUAGUCUGGAUUCCCGACGCUCAUCGGCUGCAUUAAGGGGUUCACCGAUGCUGAGUAGCUUACCAUUCCCUUUGGAUGCGCCAAUACCAGAGGAAAACCCAUCUCUUAGCUCUCGCACCGAACUACUGGCUGCAGACUGCCUCUGCCAAGAUUCACCAGAGCACCUUGGUGAGGUUGGACCUUUCUUUACCCCGCUGGAGUGCAGAUCCAACCCAGAUUACCCCAUGCAGCUUUCUCCUGCAACACCUCGCCUCGUCUCGGCUGAGCCUUUCAAGCCACCAGAGCCUAACGCCUCCCCAACAAUGCUUCCUGAUGGGGAACAGAUUCCUGGUGUCUACAGCCCAGGAAGCACUCCUAACAGUCCCCUAAGCCCACAAAUUGGCUCUAGACCCUUGGAGGGCAAAAAGGAGGACUGGGACCUAGAGACAGCAGAGAAACUGUUAUGUUCAGAGACAACACCUGCAGCAUCUACUCCUCCAGCCCAGAUGUCCAAUGGAAACCCUAGCCAGGCCGUCCUGGAGUUCGCCCAAUACUUAGACUCUCUUUUCAGACUGGAUGGCAGCAGCUCACCACCUCUGGAGCUGUCUGAUGGGGAGUCGGAGUCAGGCCGAGGCUCCUUUGGGCACGGUGAGUGUCAUGAAGACGACCAGCAGUUGGAUGAAAAACAACUUCUGGCUAGAGCAACACUGGAACCUAACCUCGUCCCCAAGCCUCCACGCACUUUUGCUGGAUCUGCAGACCCAUCUUCAGGCAUCUCUCUGUCACCCUCUUUCCCUCUCUCGUCGUCUGAGGAGCUCAACGACCUUUCCCCUAGUGAGAGUGGGCUGCCAGCCAUAAACUCCCUUCAAGCAUCUACCCCUUGCCACUUUCCUGAAGAGAGCACGCUAUCAUCAAUGGUGUAGUAUGCUCUGAAGGCUCCAGUGUCCCCUGUUCUAAGUUGAGAGGUGCGAUAAUCCAAAUUAGAAAACAUAUCACAGUACAAGCAUGCAGUGGAAUGCAGUCACUCAUCAUAGAAACAGUGACACAACUUGUCAAACCAGCUUACAAACUAUAUCCAUUCUUCAGGUGUCCCUGCUGUUUAUAGCAUUUUUACACUAUUGCAAUGACUAACAAAAAAAUUACCUCUCUCUGCAUGCCAGGGGGCUGUGCUGCUUUUGGGUGUAUAUAAACAACUGUAGCUUCACGACACCAUUCCAAAACAUUUUUGUCUCACCCACGUGGGGACGCAUCCGCAUUACGCUGGGUCCCUGACUUUACAGAAUCUAAGGGAGAAUAGUUAACUGAGCAGGGAUUCAGAACAUAACACUGUUGAAGAGGUUAGCAUAGGCACAUCGUCUGGAAUGAUGCAACGUACAACUUCCUGCAUCUUCAGCAGCUCCAGAAACUUGGUAAAGCUUUUACUUUAUUUAAUUUUUUUUACAUAUGGAAUGUGAAGCUGGUUGUAUUUAUUAAUAAACAGAAGUGAGAAGACUUAAAGAAAUGUUCCUCAGGUCUACAAAGAAUUGACUAAGAAAGAAUAAGUGUGUCAUGUUGGUGAGAAUACAUGUGUCUUAAAACAAUUAGUGAUUGUGACAAAGUUAAUACAGAUGCCUAUGGAUGUUUUCAGUCUUGGUUACACUUUAUAAUGCAUGAACACUUUCUUUUUUUAAUUUAUUCUUGAAAACAAUUUAUCACUAAGCCACUUAUGUUGACAUUUGGUUACCGUUGCACACAUUAUAUUGCUAAGUUUACCCCUUUUUGCCAAAAAAAAAUGCAUUGUCUUGCCAAAUGUAUUUAUGAGAUGUACUUUUGUCUAUGUAUGGGGGAAUAUUGCUUUACUGAAACAUAGGCUCCAUUCAUUUUCUUCUUCCUUGGCUAUUCUUUCAGUCCCCAUGUAGACUGUUACACAGCACUACCAAGGAAGUGAUGCCAUCCUGACAAACUGCCAUAGCUUUUCUCUGAAGAACACGACCUCUGCACGUUGAUUUUGAACAAAUGGCAAACUUGCUAGUCGUCUCAUAAAUACUGUACAUUUCUCUAUGGAGAGCUCUUGGCAAAAUAUGCCCAGGUCUGCAUGCUUUAUGCAUUUCGAAGUAGCAUGGCUAGUAGAAUAAAUCUUGCCAUCAAGCCACAGUAGAUAAGCUCCUGUCAUGUCCAGAAAUAAUCAACAUAUGUCAAGUCAAAUUUAAAGGCAGUGAACCAGAAGCCCAGGUCACCAAUAAGGACCAAACUGUGUCCCCUAAAGGUGUCCAAGGAUGUCAUUUCUCCUGUUCUCAAGGUGCUCUAAGUCAUUUUAGAUAUUACAGUAUUUGCUUCCCUUUAAUCUGGUUUAUGUCAGACAUCCUUGAGGUUGGGCUUAAUGAACAGAUGGACUCAGACGUUAUUCCACCUCUAAAUACUGUAUGUUGCAUACAAUCUUCCAUAUCUCUCUUGAGUGUGACACGUUACUCACAAUUUGCAUUAUUUAUUACAGUUAACGUUAUCACUUUUACUGCUAUAUUUGAUGGUAUGUUUAUCCUUAUUGAAACAGGUUUUAUGUCAGUGGUUUUUAUUCUCAGUUUUUAGGAAAGUGUGGGGAACCUUUUAUGACUUUAUCCCAAAUCUAAGAAGUUAAAUAUCUCAAAAUAAAAUUUCUGUCUGAAUGGUCUUUUACAUACUGCCAUGUCAUGGUGACAAAAUGCUGUUUUUGUUUAUUGUUUCUUUGUUCUUUUUCAAAAAUGUGUCAAAAAAUGUGAGAUAUGCUGUAGAAUUGUGGCAUUCUCACAAGUUGUUGCAAAGCCACCAUUGAGCCUGGAGUAACCAUAAUGAUCUGAACAGCCUCUCUAAUUAGAGCUGGAUUUGCUGUGGUUACUCACAGUGGACAGUUCCAGACAGUUUACAGUCUGACACCACUUAGAUUGCGCUGCCAGUCCUGUUAGAUACAUUAGUGCUGGGCCAGAAAUUUCCUACAUGCAGUAGCUUUGCUUGCAGCUGGUCAUACACUAAACGCCACUGAAAGAAAGCACCACAUCUUUCCAUUGUGAUGUGUAAAGCACCGUCUCUUAUGUGUAAUUAUUUAUGCAAAUGUCUUAAGAAAAAAAAAGAUGAAUUCCAAUAGAGUCAUGUAGAAAACAAAUGUAUAACAAUAAGAUGAAUAUAUUAAAAGAUAUCAGUACUGACAUGUUGAGAGAAAAAAAAGUUAUUUCUUCAAACUAUUGGCAGAUUUGCAAAUUGGUUUAGAGUGGAAGGAAUUAUUCAACUAUGUCUUGUCCAUGUUUACCUGGUUUGCUUCCCUUCCUGUCCCAGAAUGAGAAUGUAUUUAAUCCCCCUCCCUCGCCUGUAAUGGAAUAAACUACAAACUAUA
Cololabis saira (Pacific saury) is the source of this 6694-nucleotide messenger RNA. It is a transcript of the gene dagla, whose product is annotated as diacylglycerol lipase, alpha. Bases 1029 to 4274 code for a protein of 1081 amino acids. Lineage: Eukaryota; Metazoa; Chordata; Actinopteri; Beloniformes; Belonidae. The record is from RefSeq and is a predicted model, not a curated record. Gene Ontology annotation, cellular component: dendrite membrane; postsynaptic membrane. The transcript is spliced from 21 exons. Gene Ontology annotation, biological process: lipid metabolic process.